This is a messenger RNA of Pocillopora damicornis (cauliflower coral), 413 nucleotides long. Its product is annotated as RNA-binding protein 48. Gene Ontology annotation, cellular component: nucleoplasm. NCBI's taxonomy places the organism in Eukaryota, Metazoa, Cnidaria, Anthozoa, Scleractinia, Pocilloporidae. Gene Ontology annotation, molecular function: RNA binding. The record is from RefSeq and is a predicted model, not a curated record.
AUACUAUUCGGCAAAAUGGCGGAUGACUCGAACAGAGUGUCUACAGUAAAGAAACAUCACCAGCAGGCAAAUUUAAAUUAUAAUAGGCCAAAGUACCGAGAGGCUCGUUGGGAAAGGGCAGUAAAGGUUUACACCAUAAAUCUGGAGUCAAAGUAUGUUCUGGUCCAGGGUAUUCCUGCUGUGGGUGUGAAAAAGGAACUCUUGGAACUCUUUGCACUCUAUGGAGCUAUUGAUGAGUAUCGCAUCCUAGAUGACUACCCAACAGAACCUUUCACUGAAGUUUACUGGAUCAAGUUUCAAAGAAUCAAUUCAGCAAGGUACCAAAAAAUAUGCAUUACCUUUAAAAAUUGCCUAAUGGUUCAUUCUAGUGAAAAACAGCCAAAUUCAAUUUAUGUUCAGCACUAUAGGAGACA